Messenger RNA from Octodon degus (degu), 3538 nucleotides. It is a transcript of the gene Mtss1, whose product is annotated as MTSS1, I-BAR domain containing. Gene Ontology annotation, cellular component: actin cytoskeleton; cytoplasmic side of plasma membrane. Gene Ontology annotation, biological process: adherens junction maintenance; plasma membrane organization; positive regulation of actin filament bundle assembly. Gene Ontology annotation, molecular function: phospholipid binding; actin binding. The transcript has 15 exons. NCBI's taxonomy places the organism in Eukaryota, Metazoa, Chordata, Mammalia, Rodentia, Octodontidae. The record is from RefSeq and is a predicted model, not a curated record. The coding region runs from base 524 to 2800 and encodes 758 amino acids.
GUGCGCCCCUCCUACGUCGCCGGGAGCCCGGCCAGAGCGAGCGCGGGCCCGGCGCGCAGGAGUGAAAAGGAGGCGGCGGCCGCGGCUGCGAGCAACAGAUCCCGGCGCCGCGAGCAGACGCUCUUUGCGGCGGGGUCAUUUCUUUUCUCAUUUUUUUAGUAAUAAUUAAAUCUGAAAAUCUUCCUUUUUUUAAAUGGCGCUGGCCCGGGGUCGGCGGGCGGCUUUCUCUGCAUCAAGAUGGGCUUUGCCGUCUCCGUCGUGGGCACCAGUGGUGGCCUGAUUGUCAGUUUUCUCCGGGCAUUUUUGAGGCCAGGGGCCGAGCCGUGCAUGUAGGCAAAUCGCCCGGCGGAUCGGUCUGGUUCUCGGCAUCAUUGUUAUUGGGGGCGGAGAACAGUGACUCGCGCACCCGCGCCCUGCAGACCAGGCUGCAGGCCGGCCCCGAGGGCGAGGUUCCUGCCGGGUGACGAGCCCGGCCCGCGCAGUCCAGCGGCCCGCGAGUGCGUCCUCCUGCGGCGCCGGGAAAAUGGAGGCUGUGAUUGAGAAGGAGUGCGGCGCGCUCGGCGGCCUCUUCCAGACCAUCAUCAGCGACAUGAAGGGGAGCUACCCAGUCUGGGAAGAUUUUAUAAACAAAGCAGGAAAGCUGCAGUCCCAGCUGCGGACAACAGUAGUAGCAGCAGCUGCCUUCUUGGACGCCUUUCAGAAAGUGGCUGACAUGGCCACCAACACACGUGGUGGUACCAGGGAGAUCGGCUCGGCCCUCACCAGGAUGUGCAUGAGGCACAGAAGCAUCGAAGCCAAGCUGAGGCAGUUUUCGAGUGCUUUAAUUGAUUGUCUGAUAAAUCCACUUCAAGAGCAGAUGGAAGAGUGGAAGAAAGUGGCCAACCAGCUGGAUAAAGACCAUGCGAAAGAAUAUAAAAAAGCCCGCCAAGAGAUAAAAAAGAAGUCCUCAGAUACGCUGAAAUUGCAGAAGAAAGCAAAAAAAGUGGACGCCCUGGGGAGAGGUGACAUCCAGCCCCAGUUGGACAGUGCUCUCCAGGACGUCAACGACAAGUAUCUCCUGUUGGAGGAAACAGAGAAGCAGGCGGUCCGCAAGGCUCUGAUCGAAGAACGGGGCCGGUUCUGCACCUUCAUCUCCAUGCUGCGGCCAGUGAUUGAAGAGGAAAUCUCGAUGCUGGGGGAAAUCACCCACCUGCAGACCAUAUCGGAAGACCUGAAGAGCCUGACCAUGGACCCUCACAAACUGCCCUCCUCAAGCGAACAGGUGAUUUUGGACUUGAAAGGUUCUGAUUACAGUUGGUCCUAUCAGACGCCACCCUCUUCUCCCAGCACCACCAUGUCCAGAAAGUCCAGCGUCUGCAGCAGCCUCAACAGUGUCAACAGCAGCGACUCGCGCUCCAGCGGCUCCCAUUCGCACUCUCCCAGCUCGCAUUACCGCUACCGCAGCUCCAACCUGGCCCAGCAGGCGCCCGUGAGGCUGUCCAGCGUGUCCUCCCAUGACUCAGGAUUCAUAUCCCAGGAUGCCUUCCAGUCCAAGUCGCCCUCCCCCAUGCCGCCUGAGACUGCCAACCAGUUGUCUAAUGGGUUUUCUCACUGUAGUUUAUCAAGUGAGGCCCACGUGGGGCCCGUGGGUGCAGGCCCUUUCCCUCACUGCCUGCCCGCCUCCCGCCUGCUCCCUCGGGUCACCUCUGUCCACCUUCCAGACUGCGCACAUUAUUACACCAUUGGGCCUGGCAUGUUCCCGUCAUCUCAGAUCCCUAGCUGGAAGGACUGGGCGAAGCCAGGCCCCUAUGACCAGCCGCUGGCGAACACCCUGCAGCGCCGCAAGGAGAAGCGGGAGCCCGACACCAGUGGGGGUGGACCUGGCACCGGGGGAGGCCCGGUGGGGGGUGAGGAGGCGCAGAGACCACGCAGUAUGACCGUGUCGGCUGCCACCAGGUCUGGGGAGGAGAUGGAGGCUUGUGAGGAGCUGGCCCUGGCCCUGUCCCGGGGCCUCCAGCUGGACACGCAGAGGAGCAGCCGCGACUCGCUGCAGUGCUCCAGCGGCUACAGCACACAGACCACCACGCCGUGCUGCUCCGAGGACACCAUCCCCUCCCAAGUUUCAGAUUAUGAUUACUUCUCCGUAAGUGGUGACCAGGAAGCAGAGCAGCAGGAGUUUGAUAAAUCCUCUACCAUCCCAAGGAACAGUGACAUCAGCCAGUCCUACCGACGAAUGUUCCAAGCCAAGCGCCCAGCCUCGACGGCCGGCCUCCCCACCACCCUCGGACCUGCUAUGGUCACCCCGGGGGUCGCAACCAUCCGGCGGACCCCUUCUACCAAGCCUUCUGUCCGCCGGGGGACCAUAGGAGGCGGUCCCAUCCCCAUCAAGACCCCAGUGAUUCCUGUCAAGACACCAACAGUCCCAGACCUCCCUGGGGUGCUGCCAGCCCCUCCAGAUGGGCCAGAGGAGCGGGGUGAACACAGCCCCGAGUCACCGUCCGUGGGCGAGGGCCCGCAGGGCGUCAUGACCAUUCCCUCCUCCAUGUGGAGUGGCCAGGCUGCAGUCAACCCUCCACUCCCAGGCCCAAAGCCAAGUAUCCCUGAGGAGCACAGACAGGCAAUUCCAGAAAGUGAGGCUGAAGACCAAGAAAGGGAUCCCCCAAGUGCCAGCGUCUCCCCAGGCCAGCUGCCAGAGAAUGACCCUGCAGACCUGAGCCCGAGGGAUACCCCGCAGGGAGAAGACAUGCUGAAUGCCAUCCGCAGGGGUGUGAAGCUGAAGAAAACCAUGACAAACGACCGCUCUGCCCCUCGCUUCUCUUAGGCUCCCAGUGGAGGAUGGACUCUAAUUAAUAAAACCUAAUUUGUCUUGAUCCAUUCCAGUCUAUAAUCAAAAAAUUUUGUAGGCAAUUCAGAAUUCAGCUCUUUUGAAAAUACUCAACAUAUUUAGAUAAGAAAAGCAAAAUAUGUAACUGACAUAAUCUUGAUCUUUUAAUUUGUAAAUAUUGACACUUUUCUCCUGCACAUUUUAAUCUUAGUUUCCCUUUUGAUUUUUCUGAAGGUGCCAAAUUCCAUUUAACUUUUUUAUAAGUCUUUGUAAAAUUUUAAAUGCAUAGGGGGGUGGGCUGGGGCAGGGGAACCACAGAGUAGUUAAUUUCAGAAAAGGAUUACUAUACUUCGUUUUUUCUCAUCCCAGCCCCUGCAAGCCUUUGUAGAUGCUUUGUAGUAGUCUAGCUUAGAAGCAAAUUCAAGUUAUUUUAAUGUACAAACAAAAUGGGUAAGGGGUAAAAUUCUCAUUUAAAUAUACUAUGUUCUGGAUAAGAAAAGCAAGACUAACCACUGAACAAUAUUCAGAGAAGUACAUCUGAAAAAGGUAGACUGCUGGGGGGAGGGCGUGGGAGGGCACUGUCAGCGUAGCCGAUCCUGCUACCUUUAAGGUUGAAUUUCUGUAGCCCUGUAGGUUGAGUUUCUAGUAGCUUCAUGGUAAAUGCAUCCAAAUAAGCCAUACUGGAUUGCAGUGUUUUGUUUCUGUAGGGUGUUUAAGGACUCCUUCCUCCCACAG